Molecule: messenger RNA, 1967 nt
Organism: Paramisgurnus dabryanus
Lineage: Eukaryota; Metazoa; Chordata; Actinopteri; Cypriniformes; Cobitidae
Gene: primpol
Product: primase and polymerase (DNA-directed)
Biological process (GO): mitochondrial DNA replication; response to UV; error-prone translesion synthesis
Cellular component (GO): mitochondrial matrix; nucleus
Molecular function (GO): chromatin binding; DNA-directed DNA polymerase activity
Source: RefSeq, a predicted model, not a curated record
UAGCGACUAGUGAGGUAAUGAAUGUAAUGUUUAUACCUAGUGGUGCAAAACUACUUGAAACCGUUAACGCGCUAGAUAUCAAAGGGAUGUAAAAGUAAGCGAGUAAAAAUAAUUUAAGGCAUCAAUUCGUGACUGUACAUUUGUCCGGCGAGUGUUUUUAAGGUGACUCUUCUCUUAAGCUGUAUACUGUUCUCUGCUGAUCACAGAACAUGAGUGGGAAUUAAUCCAAGUACAGUUGUGUAGUAUGGCUGGGGUGAAGUGGCAGGACAGACUGAAGUCUCUGGAGCAAAGAGCCUUAUCCUUCCAGUCCGCCCCUCUGUGCUGUCCAUAUAAGCCACGUCUGUCCCGCCCAUGGCAGCCAUCCUCUGUGUGGAGACUCUUCCCUCGCCAAAGCGCAGCCAUUGUUUUCCUUCAGCAGCACAUUAAACAAGAUGUGCAUAUAUUUUCACUGGAGAAGGAAGGCAGUGAUGCUGGACAAAGAAUUUUCCUAGUGACCAGCUACAGUGAACUUUGGCACUAUUACAGGACUCACAGACAGUCUCUGAUGCACUGCUAUGAGGUCAUUCUCGAUGGGGCCGUCUGCAAACUCUAUUUUGACUUGGAGUUUCACAAAGCCUCCAACCUACACCUGGAUGGCAAGAUGAUGGUGGCCAAAUUAAUUCAGUAUGUGUGUGAGAAGCUAGAAGAGGUAUAUGGUCUAAACUGUUCUGCAAAAGACGUCCUUAAUCUGGACUCCAGCACCUCUGAGAAGUUCAGCCGCCAUCUCAUCUUCAUGCUCCCCAAUGCUGCAUUUAAAGACAACUCCCAUGCAGGUCAAUUUAUUCAUGCUAUCCUACAUCCUGCUUUGAACAGCCUUCAGAAAAGCAAAGAGGCACUCACAGUUGCAGUCGAUUCAGGAGAGAGCAGAGAUGAUGUGGAAUGUUCUGAGGCCAAGAGGAGAAAGUUUGAAAAGAAGGAUCUCAGCUUUCUAAUAGUGAAGAGUAAAAAUGGACCAGAACAACUUUUUGUUGACCUUGGUGUCUACACCAAGAACAGGAACUUUCGCCUCUACAAGUCUUCCAAACUGGGGAAGAAUGCUGCCUUCACUGUUGCAGAGGAUAACGAAUAUAUCACAAAGUCUUCCGGGCAAAACACAGAAGAAGAAAGCAUAUUUCUAGCUUCUUUGAUCACCAACAUCAGUUACACAGGACAGAGGAUUUUGACGUACAAUAUGCUUGAGAAGAGUACAGCAGAAUCUCCCCAUUUGACCCCGCAGAGACAGUCACACAAUUCUGACCUGGUGGGUGAACAGCAGCCGUCUCCAUUUAAAGAUGUGGAUGAUUUCGUGUUGACGGUCAUUUGCAAGGAUGGAAUUCAAGGACACAUUCGACGAUGGAACUACUUUGCGUCUGAGCAGCUGCUAGUUUAUGAUAUUGGGAAAUUUCGCUGGUGCCAAAAUGUGAAUCGUUUCCACAAGAGCAACAAUAUCAUGAUUGUGGUGGAUCUCAAAGAGGAAGUGUGGUAUCAGAGAUGCCAUGACCCUGAUUGCCGGAAACAGAAUUACAGAUCCUCAAGCUACUCACUGCCGAAGGAAAUCUGCAUGAGUCAUAUACUGAUGGAGGAUGAAGAGGAUCAGGCAUACUUAACAGAUGAACUGGGCAACAUUGAGCUUGCACAGAGCUCUGUAACUGUGACUGCUUCAGCAGCGCAGGUGACGGUGCAGGAGUCAUCCCCAGCUGCCUGGGGUAAGGACCUUGAGGAUUGGGACGACUCGACCGAUGACACGGCUUACCUGGAUGCCCUGCAGAAGGUAGAAGAGGCCGCUGAGCAGGAGGUCUCUGAUGAACUUCUGCUCCAGGCAGAGACUGACUGUGAAUGGUGGUAGUACAGUCUAAAGCAGGGGUGGGGAACCCUGGUCCUGGAGGGCCACUGUCCUGCAGAGUUUUGUUCCAACCCUAAUUAAACACUCCUGAAAAAUUAGUCUUCAG